Molecule: messenger RNA, 4203 nt
Organism: Pecten maximus
Lineage: Eukaryota; Metazoa; Mollusca; Bivalvia; Pectinida; Pectinidae
Product: tripartite motif-containing protein 45-like
Exons: 3
Coding region: 300-2429 (709 amino acids)
Molecular function (GO): zinc ion binding
Source: RefSeq, a predicted model, not a curated record
CAUCCAUAUUGAGUGCCUUAACGCCGUAAGAAAACAUCUUUCAUGCAUGAUAAUACACAUAAUUUGUCUCAAGUUGAGAGAACGUUAACAUGUUUUAUUUUACAUUCUUUUUAUACCAGGUAACUCGUCUCUUUACUUUUUAACAAAACUGAUUAAUCAAGUAAUUCGUUUUGAUUUUGUUUAGUUUUAAAUGUGAUUUAACGUAUGCUCCAUUUUCAUUGCAGACAUCUCACCAGCAAACAAUAAGGCGGGGGUCAGUCUUGAACGUGACGAAUCCAGCCUCAGUGUCACGGUCCGAUAUGGAGAUGGCUGUAAGAUGUGUGUCCUGUAAAAAGGUCUUCGACAACUAUGAACGUAUUCCACAUGUAUUGCCUUGUCUCCAUUCUUGCUGUUCUUCCUGUUUAAAGAAAUCUUUAAAACAUUCCAAAAUAUUGUGUCCAGAUUGCCAAGAAUCGUUCAAGUAUGACAGUAGAGAUAUUUCAAAAUUCCCAGUUGACACUUCGAAAAAACAUAUGGUGGACUUGUAUAGAAUAAAACAGCGGCCAAAUGAGUUUAACUGUGACCAAUGUUCGGGAUUAGCUUCAGGACGCUGUAGAGAAUGUGAAGAGUUCCUGUGUCUGGAAUGCAGCCAGGCUCACCAGAAAACUAAACUCACCAAGACACACAAAGUAAUAAGUCUAGAGAAACUCCGAACGUCACCUCUGGAAUCGUUUCACACCAAGCCAACAUGUCAAUUACUGGGUCAUGAAGGUCAUACACUCGGUCAUUUCUGUGCCAAAACAAAUUGUAAUCAACCCAUAUGUAGGGUUUGUAUAGAGAAUGACCAUCCCGAAAGUGAGGGACACGUUAUCAGAGACAUCAAUGAUGUUUACGUAGAAAACAAACGGCUUUUAGAGGGAUAUCUCAUUCACCUGAGGCACCAGUCGAAUGCAAUCGAGCAAAAGAUGGGCAGACUCGAAGAAGAGAGGGACAAAGUGAAAAAGAAAGACAGCAAAGUUGAGGAAGAAUUUGAGCUUUAUUUUCAGUCUUGUUUUCUUGCACUCGAGAAGCGAAAAAUGGAACUGAAGGCCCGACUUCAAACUGCACGUGAAAACAAUGAAGCUAAUAUGAAUAGCCAAAUUAUCAGUAUACAAGAAGAACGUAAACGUGUAAACCAGGCGUGUAAGUAUGCCGAGGACCAUCUGACGUACAGUGAUGCAGCAGAGUUCUUAGUGAUCAAGGAUCCGGUGUUACAAAGAGUCAACAACUUGUCACAGAAAGAUGUCACAAAGACCACAUCCCCUAUCACGUCGGCUCCGAAAUUCGUACCACGUAGCACUGCCGAUGAUUUCCUGAAAUCCAUUCCAGAUGUUGAUGACGUAAUAGCUACGACAGCGUUUCUUCCAAACACAAAAGUGGAAACAAAGGACAUUUGUGUCGGUAAAGAGGAUACAGUGUUAAUAAUCACACUGUAUGACAAACAAAAUGUACUUCUCAGAGAGAGCGGGGUCAAAAUUGCUGUAACCAUCUUUGACCCUAAAGGCAAGACCUCGGAUGCCGAGGUUAAAGACUGUGUCAAAACAGAUGGUUGGUACAAAGCUCUAUAUAAACCAUGUAUACCGGGAGAACACACAGCCAAAAUUGCGAUCUGUGAUGAAAAUCUCAAUAUAAAAGGAUACACAUUCUAUGUACAAAAAUCCGACGACCUGUCUUUGGAUUUCUCUGAACUCGAAACGCCCCGAUCAGUGGACGGAAAAGAAAGUACGAUUUCCGAGAGAUCAAUAUCACAAAAGGAACCGGAACUAUUCUUCCCAGACAUCAGCUUCGACAGCUCAAGAUGCAAUUCUCAAAAUGCGGUUUCCAAGGAUAACCAGAUAUUAACGAACCAGAAGGCCCGUCGGUCGUCGUCAAGGGUGGCAGACCACGCCUUCGUUAACUACAGAGGCACCAUUAGUACCCGUCCACUCGGCAAAACAGGUCACCAGUAUUUCGAGGUAGAGAUAUAUCUGUUCAUCAAAAGACAGCUCCGUCAGGAACUGAUGUUUGAGAUUGGUCUAUCAAGGAAAGCACACAUAGACAAACACUACACUAUAGACUGCCAUCCUCACGCCUGGGUGAUCUGUGCCCGCCGAUGUUCUAUCUGUGAAUCCAUCUGUCUACAUGCUUGGCAUAACAACGCGAAACUGUUCCACUCUUCUCUUACCGACGGAAAGAGCCCCGGAACAACCUACAGAGGAGUGUAUGGCUUUCUUCUCGAUACUGAAAAUCGACAUUUGUAUUUGGUUGACGCAAAAUCAAAGAAGUGCAUUUUCAGGUUUCGAAAUGUGGAUACCAGCAAAGCUCUCUGGCCAACAUUUGCAAUUUAUAAUCCGGACUUGGCCAACAUCACGAUGACGCUCCGAUCUGGUAAUGGUAUCACAAGCGAACCAGAUAUUCCUAAAGAUGUUUGAAACAGACCGGGCUCCGGUCUCUGGAGGAGCAUACUUAACCAUAUCAUUUGGUAUCCGGGGUACAUUGUACGUAUGCAUAUGAGGCUGCCUUCUAAAUAAUACCGUAGAUAGGUAUGUAUCUAGCACUGCUGAUUUGGCGGACGAAUCCUGUGCGUGUCGGACCAGCGGAAGAGUAAAAUAACGCAGUAAUGAGUUAAAUCAGAUCCGAUGUACUUAGGGAAAAACAGGAACAAAGAUCAUUGUUAAGGAACAAUAAUUCUCAUUUUCCGUCUAUCAGCAAUACCCUCUGUGGAAAAUAAUUUCCAAUGAAGGUCAUGCGGUCAAAGUGUGAGCCAUGACAUCCAGAUAAACUAUCCAGGUAGGCAGUCAAUGCGUUAACAGUGUAAACACUAAAACGAUGAUUGUAUAAAGGGGUGUGUUAUAACCGUAAAGUAUUGUCUAUUUCUGUACUACGAUUAGGCUAAACAUAUGUAAUGCAUAGUAAUUUUUGUUCGAUAUCAUUCUCUGUUUCAUUAAAGUUCAUUAAACUAUAUUUCGGUACCACACAACCAUUACGACACCUGUCAAUCACUUAAAUGGAAUAUAGUUAAUUAGUGUAUGUAUUAGACGGCAAAUUAUUGGUUGAUCUUAGGGCUUUCAUUCUUACAAAUGAAUAUUGAAAAUGUUGCUUCCAUUUGGAGUUAUUGUGAUCGGAUUAAGUGACACCCAGUAUGUAAUGUUAUAUGAUCGCAAUGUCUUUUAAUGGGAUUAGUAGAUGUAAUAUUAGUGUCAUAGUAGAUACACUAGGUUCACUAUUCGUAACAUUACUGAAAUGAAUUGAGGAGCCAAUAACAUGAUUUUGACGCCAAAUUGCAUACCAAAGCAACUGUUAUAACUUCGUUAGAUAAAAACUAAUCAGCUUAAUCAGUAUUGUAUUAUAGUUUUCAAUCUAGUACAUUUUGUAGGUUGUUGACAAUAUUCAUUAUUUUGUUAUUCUGCAAUAAACUAUUGUAAUAUGAAAUAUAUAUUAGCACAUUGAUUUGAAAAUCAUUUAGAUAUAAGAUUUUUUGUUCUUUUAAAUAUUUUUUUUGUUUGUUAAAUGAUUAGCUAUAGACCAUUGUAAAUUGCUUAAAUCUUUAAUAAUGAAAGCAUCUUAGCGUUGAAAUACUUUUCAUUAUUAAAUAAUUUUAGUUAAACAGGUUCUAGCAUAUACUUAGUAUACAUAUUUAUAUAACAAUCACAUUCGUUAUCAUAAAACUUUACCCGUGCCCUAACGUAUAUCAAUAAUUAGACUCACUAUCACAAACAUACAGUAUUUGAUUCUUAAGCAUGAUAUUUUUGUGACUACAAUCUGUCACCUAUAUCAGACAAAUGACCGGUGAUGUGGCGCGGGUCGUAAGUCAUUUCAUCUACACUAUUAUCUUCACUGCGGUGGUAAAAAAUCUUACUCUUGUUAUGAUAGUACCAAUAGGAAGAAAAUGUUCAAUAAAAUGGCCUGUGUGUAUUUAUCAGUGGAAAAGCAUGUGCACAGGAUCUACGAUAUUUCCUUACAAAAACAUCCUCUCCUUAUAUCGAGAGAAAUGCGUUUUUUGUAUGUUAAAAAUCGAUAGGUAAUUAUUAUUGUCUCCUUAAUUACAAUAAUGACAAUAAAAUCAAAACAAUUAAAAGAUUUAUUUUUAAUUCAUCUCUUCAUGUUGAGAAUCGCUUCCCUGGAAAAAUGGACACAUGUUUUGUAUGCAAGUAUCGUAGAUCAUACAGUAUAUAGAUAUUUAAUAAAAAUAUUCAAAUAGAUGAA